Molecule: messenger RNA, 1845 nt
Organism: Pestalotiopsis fici W106-1
Lineage: Eukaryota; Fungi; Ascomycota; Sordariomycetes; Amphisphaeriales; Sporocadaceae
Exons: 3
Coding region: 1-1845 (614 amino acids)
Molecular function (GO): flavin adenine dinucleotide binding; oxidoreductase activity, acting on CH-OH group of donors
Source: RefSeq, a predicted model, not a curated record
AUGGACCCUCGAAUCCGGAUCUCGAAUGUUGCAGACUUUUGUAGCCGCAAGUAUGACUAUCUUGUCAUUGGUGGUGGAACUGCUGGUCUCGUCGUCGCCGCCCGGCUCUCCGAGAACCCCGCUCUAAAUGUUGGUGUACUCGAAGCUGGUCCAGCGGUACUUGGGAUUGAUUCCAUCGACAUUCCUGGACUCUACGGCCAGACUUUGGGCUCAGAUUAUGAUUGGAAAUUUGAAACAACCCCGCAGCGAGGUCUUGGCGGACGCAUAUUGGACUGGCCGAGAGGGAAGAUACUGGGUGGAACAAGCGCGCUGAACUUUAUGACUUGGAAUCGUGCAGCUCGUGAAGACUAUGAUUCUUGGAGAGAUCUCGGCAACGAGGGCUGGGGCUGGGAUGAUCUCUUGCCAUAUUUCAAGAAAUCUGAAUCUUUCCAUUCACCUGCAGCCUGCAAUCAAAAGACCAACUCUUUGUACUAUGACGAGAAUGCAUUGGGAAAGUCGGGCCCAGUACAGAUAGGGUAUGCCCCCGAAUACUCUGCAUCGCAUGCGCUAUGGCAUGAUACGAUGAACACUCUUGGGAUUCAUACCAAUAAAGCACAUCUUUCUGGAUCGAAUAUAGGGGCGUGGACCAAUCUUGGAUCCGUUGAUCCUACCACAGGUCGCAGGUCAUAUUCAACAACUGCCUACUACCUGCCGAACGCAUCGCGACCCAACCUCGAAAUCCUGACCGAGGCUCAAGUGACGCGAAUCAUUCUGGAGGGAAAAGAUGAAGACGUGACAGCCAAGGGCGUACAGUUCCAGCAUAAUGGCAUUUCCCUGUCUCUAUGUGCUUCUCGCGAAAUAAUUCUCUGCGCUGGAAGUGUCCAAUCACCUCAGCUAUUGGAAGUAUCUGGAAUUGGGAACCCAGAUGUUCUCACCCAGGCAGGAAUUCCUGUCGUUGUUGACAAUAUAAACGUGGGAGAAAACCUCCAAGACCACAUUAUGGCGGCCAUGAUCUUUGAAGUAGACUCAUGCCUUUCAACGCCCGACGACCUCAAGAAAGACGAGGAUGUAGCAGCCUCGGCGCUUCAACAAUACAAGGUUGAUGGUUCUGGGCCCUUGUCCAUCUUGGCAAAUUCGAUUUGCUAUCUCCCAUUCUCUCAAAUUGUUCCUUCAGAGCAGCUACAAAAUCUGUCAUCCGUUGCCACCUCGGUGAUUGACAACCUUGGCCAAGAACAUGUCACUCGCCAGAAUUAUUUGAAACCUACCUCAUCCGUCGAGAUUGGUCAAAUUGAGUACAUCUUCGACUUGGGAAACUGGAAUCCUUGCUUCCAGCCAGGGGCCUUGGAUGACAAGAAAUACGCAACCUGUCUCAUUAUUCUGCAACAUCCAUUCUCCAAGGGUUCCAUCCACAUCACCUCUGGCUGCUUUGAUCACAAGCCCUUGAUAGAUCCACAGUAUUACGCUGGCAACCACGGACAGAUCGAUCUCUCCUUGAUGAUCCAUGCCGCACGCUUUGCAGCAUACCGCUUGUCACAAACUUUGCCUCUUGGCAGCAUUAUUCGAGGGCGUGCUUUCCCUCCCCCACUCUCGCAGGGCCACGAAGAUGAGUCUUUUUGGAAAGAUUGGCUGACCAGCACAACAAUCACCGACUGGCAUCCCGUCGGGACUUGCGCCAUGGGUGGACGGCAGGGUGCAAAAACUGGAGUUGUCGAUGCGAGACUUCGGGUCUAUGGGGUCAAGAAACUCCGGGUGGUCGAUGCCAGUGUGAUGCCUUUGCAAAUCAGUGCACACCUUCAGGCAACUGUAUAUGCCAUUGGAGAAAAGGGGGCUGCAAUGAUCCUUGAGGAUGCGAUCUUGAAUCAGUAA